AUGAACCGGGACAGAGCGGUAACGGAGCCCGGAGCGGACACGGUCCAGCCCGUGAUGAGUCGGGACAGAGCGCUACCGGCACCCGGCGGUGACGGGGUCCAAACCGUGGUGAGCCCGGACAACGGAGACAUGCUGAACAGAGGUGCUGCCGGAGAGAAGCGGCUCUUUUCCAACACUGUAGCGGGAAGCAGAGAUGCUCAGGCCGUGGAGAACCACUUGGAAACUCCACCGACUAACCCGGUGUUAGCCCCAGCACAGCAGGGCCCUACCGGGCACCGGACCACCUCUUUCUCCGUACUGGACAUUCUGGACCCCAACAAGUUCACGAGCAGCCGACGACAGCAGCAGCACGCGAGCCACGGAGGUGAGCGGGAGCUGAACGCGUACGGAGCGGAGAACCGGAGAGGGGGAACUGGGGAGUGCGAGGCCAGCCUGGAACCCAGCAAAGGCUGCUACGGUGCGGAGGAAUACCAGAGCAAGGAAGGCUUUGUAUACAGAAGCCACGAUGAGGAUGACUAUCACAGAUCUGGGACCCCAGAUUCAGAGGCUCCAGACGGGCCCUACAGCAGUGAGGAGAGCAGCUCAGCACUGCCCAGUAGCGGAGACAGAGAUCUGGGCCAGCACAGCAUCCAGGACCAUGGCAGAGAAACCAAGAGCCCUGGUGGAGGCCCCACAGGCCAGCUCGCCGAUGUCCAGGCCAACGGGGGACAGGAAACGCAGGGCAAACCAAAGAGGAAGCGCUCUGGCUCGGACUCCAAGUCGGGGAAGCCCCGUCGAGCCCGGACUGCCUUCACGUAUGAGCAGCUGGUGGCGCUGGAGAACAAGUUCAAGUCAACGCGCUACCUGUCAGUUUGCGAGCGGCUCAACCUGGCCCUGUCACUCUCCCUCACCGAGACCCAGGUAAAGAUAUGGUUCCAGAACCGUCGUACCAAGUGGAAGAAACAGAACCCCGGAGCAGACACCUCCGCCCCCACCGGCACAGGAGGAGGAGGAGGUUUGGGAGGAGGCCUGGGAGGCCUUAGCCCUCUCAGCACGUCCCCUCCAAUCAGUGGGCACCUGGCCAUGCACGCUGGCUACGCCGGGCACCAUCACCCCCCCACCGGCAGCCUUGUUCAGCUGCCUUUCCUCACUGCCAGCCACGUCCUGUCCCCUUUCAUGCUGGGGACACAGAGCUACGCUGCACCUGCCUUCUACAGCACACACCUGUAG
Molecule: messenger RNA, 1209 nt
Organism: Pseudoliparis swirei
Lineage: Eukaryota; Metazoa; Chordata; Actinopteri; Perciformes; Liparidae
Gene: nkx1-2b
Product: NK1 transcription factor related 2-like,b
Exons: 3
Coding region: 1-1209 (402 amino acids)
Biological process (GO): regulation of transcription by RNA polymerase II; cell differentiation
Cellular component (GO): nucleus
Molecular function (GO): DNA-binding transcription factor activity, RNA polymerase II-specific; RNA polymerase II cis-regulatory region sequence-specific DNA binding
Source: RefSeq, a predicted model, not a curated record